Molecule: messenger RNA, 1681 nt
Organism: Diorhabda sublineata
Lineage: Eukaryota; Metazoa; Arthropoda; Insecta; Coleoptera; Chrysomelidae
Product: dolichol kinase
Exons: 8
Coding region: 184-1587 (467 amino acids)
Biological process (GO): dolichyl monophosphate biosynthetic process
Cellular component (GO): endoplasmic reticulum membrane
Molecular function (GO): dolichol kinase activity
Source: RefSeq, a predicted model, not a curated record
GGACGAUUAGAUUUUAAAUUGCCAAUCACGAAUAUUUAUUUACAAAUUUCGUGUUAUAGGUUAAAUCACAAAGUCAAAAUGACAAUAUCACAAAAAUGCAUGAUAAAACUGUUAAUUAAAUGUGAUAAAUUGGUAGAUAAUUGAAAUUGCACUUUUCGAGCACUACAAAUAUUACAUGACAUUAUGCACGGGGAUUUCUUUAUAAGGAAUAACAUAAAACAAAGACCAAACAGCGAUUCAGGUCUUUGGGUACUGUUUUUAUUGCCAAUUUCGGUAAUUUUAUCAACUCUAAAACAUUCAAUUAUUGCAACACCUACUUACAAAUUAGCUUCAUUAGUAUGUACGGGCAUGAUAAUAGUGUCUGUAAUAAUUACAAUACAGAAGUACAAGAAUAAAAUAUUGACCAUUCUAACACCGUGGACUGUAAUAGCAUUUUUGAUUAUAACUCUUCUAUUUCAUAUUAGUUUGGAAAAAGAUCUGGUCUUUUCAUUAUUUGGAAGCUUAUUUUCAACAAUAUUAUAUUUCUGCAUUUAUAAAUGUAUAUUGAUGAAAUUUAAAGAAUGUUUUACAUUAGGAGAAGCUGGAAUUAUCAGUCAAAGUUUAAUACUUUUCCUAUAUUUCACAAUUAUAAAUGUUAUAAACCAUAUAUCACAAAGUAUGGCUUUUAAAAGUAAUAUGCAAGUUGCAACUUUAAUAAUUCAACUAGGACUUUUAGGAAUUGGAAUGAUUGCUUAUAUCUCUUAUUUAUUUGCAAUAGGAAGUACCAUUAUAUUUUAUACUGUAUUUAUUGGUAUCAUAACAACUAUUAUCAUCAUUCCUCUACAUAUUUUACUCCAAAGGAGUCCUGUUUUAUGGAUUUACGACCAAAUGACUGAAGACUGGACCACUAUUAAACUGAUUUUAUACUGGAUAUUUUGUUCCGGUAUAGCUGUUCUUGCUAUAAUUAACCAAAUAUUUUAUGCUAGAAAAGCUUCGACUGGUACAAGAAAAAUUUUUCAUUUGUUAGCUGUCGCUGUUUAUAUAGCAGGACUUUUAUACAGAUGUUCAUUUUUGUAUUUAGCAAGUGGAGUUGUCUUAGGAAUAUUUAUAGCCUUAGAGAUUCUACGACUGUUACGUAUGCCGCCAAUUGGUAUCCACCUGCAAGAUGGGUUUGUAGUAUUUAAUGAUGAAAAAGAUGGACCAUUAGCUUUGACUCCAGUAUACUUACUCGCAGGAUGUUCCUUACCGUUAUGGAUCCAUCCGUCGCCUUGCGACGUCACUGAUUCUGCCUCUUUCAAUUUAGUUCCUCUCUUAAGUGGAAUACUAAGUAUUGGAGUUGGGGAUACAGCAGCUAGUAUUAUUGGAUCUACUUAUGGGAAAUUUUUUUGGCCCGGAUCAAAAAAGACUAUCGAAGGAACUGUAGCUUGUAUGUUAGCUCAAAUUGGAUUAUUGUACAUAUUAAUUUUUUUUGGAUUUAUUCAACUGAUGUCGUCUGUGGAAAUAGGAAAAUUAUUUUUCGCAAUAUUCGUCACUUCGUUGGUGGAAGCGAAGACAACGCAAGUGGAUAAUCUGGUCCUACCAUUCCUCAUGUAUAUUAUAUUAAUUUAAACAUAUUUUAUUACUUAUUUUUUUGAAUAUAUUUUACAAUUUUCAACUUUUGGUCCAAUUUUUCUUAUAAAUUAAAAAAUACAUUCAAACAUAA